CCUAAAAACGCUCCUCCGUUUGCAUUUUUUCGGGGAUUGUUGCUCUCUGCAGUUUUUAUCACUGCAAUAGAGUCAUCCACUGUUUGUCGAUCAGCAUACUUCUCAACGUUGGCGGAUAAGCAGCUUAAAGGCUUCGUUGUAAAACGGUUUAAGUCUCCUGGCCAAAUUUCGUGUUGUCAAUCUUGUUUGAAAAACACCUGGUGUACUUCAACAAACUUCAAGCUUGCUCCUCAAACUUCUGAUGGCGAAGGAACUUGUGAACUAAACAAGCACAAUAGCUCUGUUAUUAAACAAAACACAUAUUUGCAGUUUGAGAAAGGUGUCGCUUUCUCAAUGCUUUGGCUUAAGGGCUGUCCAACAACCAACAGUUGCAAAAAUGGAGGUGUGUGUGUGUAUGACGAGAAAAAACAGUCUUAUUCCUGCAAGUGUAAGCCCAUUUGGACCGGAGAAACUUGUACUGAUCUGGUUACUUGUGACAGCCAUCCAUGCAAAAACAGGGGAACUUGUAGAGACCGAGUCAACGGAUAUAACUGUAGCUGUGCACCAGGAUUUCACGGGACACAGUGUGAAAAGAUUGAAGGUCAGCCUUGUUCAAAAGCUUACCGCAUAUUUUUUGAAAAGCCCUCUACCAAACGUCACACCAAGAAAGAAAACGCCAUUUCUUCAAUUCUAUCGGAAUUUACUGUCUGCUUUUUUGUUAAAAUGAAUGACACAAAUACAAAUGGGGAACAGUGCCUCUACAGUUACGCAGAAGCUUCAAGUACUUCUGGGAAUGGUAUUUCUGUUUGGUUGAACUAUCCAAAGUCAAGAAUUGGGAUCAGUGUAAAUGAGGCGAGUGGUACAGACACCGGAGCUGGAAUAAGUGACACUAUGUGGCAUCACAUCUGUGUUACCUGGAAAAGCACAAAAGGAGCCUGGCAGCUUUAUCUGGAUGGACAACUCCGAAGCAAUAAAACAGGCUUGAACAAAAAUCAUAAGGUUCCAGCCGGCGGAACAGUUAUUAUUGGACAAGAUCAAGAUAAAGUUGGAGGGGGCUUCGCAUUCAACGAGAGUUUUGGACCCGGUGAGGUGACAGAAGUUAACCUUUGGAGCAGGGUCUUGUCAGCGAGUGAUAUUGCAGAACAGUAUGCAAACUGCCACAUUACCAAAGUCGGCUUGAUACACUGGUGGGAACAAUUCAAAGAUGGCGUUACAGGUGUGAAAGUAGUUGAACCUUAAACCGAACAUUGAGCAGAGCUGAGAUAAUUUUUUUAAUUUAAUCGUAAUGCAAAUGCUUAAAUCUAUAAGGUAACUGCAUUAAACUCAUUAUAUGUAAAUCCGGAAUAAACCAACGUUUGAACCACACUAUAUGUUAUCCUUGACUUCGGUAAGAAGACUAAUGGAGCAGAUUUCUAUAUCCGUUAGCUAAGUGAGACUCAGUUCUCGGACAUCUCUUGUACAUCAAUGAUAUUUACAAGUCCUCUUCGUUAGUUAACUUUUAUCUAUUUACUGACGAUACCAGGACAAUAUCUGCAAGUAGCAACUUAAAGGAACUCGAAUCUCUUGUUAAUCGCGAACUUGGCAACGUCAACGAUUGGCUUAAGGCCAAUAAACUAUCUCUGAACAUAAAAAAAAUCAAACUUUGUAAUUUUUCGUCCCCGACAAAAAAAUGCCUUUUAUACCUAGGAUUAGAAUGUUUGACUCUGUGACUUAUACCUAUGCAAACCUUGAAACGAAAGACUAUGUAAUGUAUCUCGGCUUAAUGAUUGAUCCAAAUCUUUCAUGGAAAUACAUAUAGAAUCUAUCUGCUACAAAAUUAGCAAGUCAAUAGGAAUUAUUGCCAAAAUUCGACAUUAUUUCCCGCGUCGUGUCUUACUUUCAGUUUACAAUUCACUAAUUGUCCCUUAUUUAACUUAUGGUAUUUGUGCUUGGGAAAAUUAUGCCGUGACAUUUCAAAAAAAGGAUCGUAAUUCUACAAAAACGGGCCUUACGUCUUAUUUACUUCAGUAAGUCUAAGGAGCACACCGUACCUUUCUUUCUCAAAUCGAAUUGUCUUCCCCAACCUAGCCUAUUUUUCAGAGAUUGUAGCUAUUUAUUGUUUGAUAUCAAAAGACAGACAGCACCAGUUAGUAUACUCAAUCAGUUUGUUAAAACAAGUCAGAUUCAUAACUACAGAACAAGAUCAGUCUCUAGUGACUCGUAUUUUGUCAAAUUCUCUAGAAAAGAUAAAAUGUAUGCUUCUUUCUCGAGAAUUGGUGCCCAAAUUUGGAACUCUAUUCCCUAUUCGAUUAAACAACUCAAACGUUCCUCUUUUCGUAAAAAGAUAAAGGAGUUACUACUAAAUUUUUUACGAUCAGAUGAUGAUUAUGUCGAAGUCUCCCGUCUUAUUAAGUUAUUUAAUACUUUAGGUUAGCCUUCUUUCGUAAUCUUAAUAUACUUGCUCUGUUUUAUGCUUAUUCUAUUUACUUCAUAGUAGUGUUUUCAUUGUUAGUCCAUCUAUAAAUAAAUCCUGAACUUGUAAACUGUCCUUAGGUCUCCUCGCCUCGAUUAGUUCAUAAGCUAUUUGCGGGGAGAAACCAAUGUACUU
Messenger RNA from Stylophora pistillata, 2566 nucleotides. RefSeq lists its product as uncharacterized. NCBI's taxonomy places the organism in Eukaryota, Metazoa, Cnidaria, Anthozoa, Scleractinia, Pocilloporidae. Gene Ontology annotation, molecular function: calcium ion binding. The record is from RefSeq and is a predicted model, not a curated record.